GAGACGAAUUGCUGUAUAGUAUUGCCACUGAGCAUAGGCCUGACGAACGCAUCUUCCGGGCGCCUUUUCAGGAUGCUUUGAGCGACACCAAGGCAGAAAUGCGAGAGAUAUCCCUCGCUAUUUGGGGCUGUACUGCAGCACAUCAGGCUGGCACUGAUUUGUAUGCUCUACGUCAGCAGGCACAAGCUCUAAGCGAGUUUGAACCAUCUCGAACGAGAACUGUUGGCCUCGUGGGAGACUCGGGUGUUGGGAAGAGCAGUCUCAUUAAUUCUCUUCUUGACCGACCCGAUUUGGCGCGAUCUAGUGGUGAUGGUAGCGGCUCCACCUGUGUCGUGACAGAGUAUCGCUUCAGACCAGCUCAUCAUGACGAACCUUUCGGAAUCGAGGUAGAUUACAUGAGCUCUGAAGAGGUCAAAGAGCUUCUUGAGGAGCUCCUUAGGACCUAUCGACAGUUCUAUAUCCCUGCAUUCCAAGAGGUCGAUACUAUCGAAGAGCAGACCGAAAUCCGGGAUAAAUCUGCCAAGGCGUGGACUACGCUACAUGCCAUGUUCCGGAACGAGCCGCGACUAACAAAGGAGCUUUUGCUGGCAGCUUCAACUGACGAAGAUGCCUCAUUACUCAAAACUCUUGAAGAAUGGGCGACCAAAGUCCUCUCAACUCGUCCCGGUGGGCCCAGCUGUCGCAUUUGGUCAGGCACCGCCGACAGUGUCGACGAAUGCGUUGAUCGAGUCGAGCAAUUCAACCGAGACUCCACGGAUGAGACUGCUCCUUCACUGUGGCCGUUCGUUAGAAUCAUUCGGGUUUAUCUUCGCACCCCGCUCUUGCAGACCGGCCUUGUGCUGGUGGAUCUUCCAAGUCUUCGGGACUUGAAUCACGCUAGAGUAUGUUCUAUUGAACGAUACCUGCGGAACUGCCAUGAAGUGUUUGCGGUGACCACCAUGAGUCAAGCACUAGCGGAUCAAGGCGUGCUGGACACCAUCCGAAGGAAUGGUCGACAUCGCCCUCUUCGAAUUGUGUGCACCAAGUCCGAAAACGCCAACGGGAGGGAAAUCGAAAGGAAAGCUCCACCUGAUGUUGCGCUUCAAAUCCGGACUUGGAGAGAGCAGAUCCAGAGCCUUCAUUUGCAAUUAAAGAGAUGUGAGGCUCGUCGGCGACAUAGGCUGCCUGGCUCUGUCGAAGAGGAGAUUGCGAAUCGUGAUGUUCUUGAAGAAAUGGAGUUCGGUCUCAAAAAACUACUCAUAGAACGGCAGAAUCAUUCCGUAGCUACGAAACUUAUCGAUAGAUACGCCAUGGACGUCCAGAUGGCCGACCUAAAGAUUUUCUGUGUCAGCAACAAGGAUUAUUUCGAGCACCGUCACGACGAGCAGAACCGAGCAGAGUUGAGACUGGAGUUGAGCGGUAUUCUGGGUCUACGCCGAUAUUGCCACUCCAUCCCAGCAGAGGCCCAAUUUAUUGCUGCGGCUGCUUUCAUUGAGCAUGAGGCGCCUGCUCUUGUUGGAUCUCUACGGCAAUGGAGUGUGGCGGGCUCCGAUCAGGUACCUGAAAAAGUGGCAGAAGACCUGAGGCACCUGAUGAAGCAGACUGAAGAAGUUCUCACCAAGAAAUUGGUGCUCGGCUCUUCUGAGAUUCAGGUAGCGAAAAACAACCUGAACAGAGAAUUUGCCGCUUCCAUCGUCCACCCAAUUAGAGAGCAACGCCAUGACUGGAUAAAAGCCGCAACGGAAGUUAGCCGCGAAUGGAUCGUCUACAAGCCCAGUGCCUUCGCCGCCUUCUGCCGCAAAUACGGCAACCACGAAACCCGCGCCGUCGGCGCCCACAAAUGGAACGAAGACCUCAUCCGCGUCAUGCGCCUUCAAUUGGAGAGCAACUGGGGCUUCUUCCAAGAAUGGAUUGAAGACUGCAAAAAGGACGUCAUCGACUCCGUCCACGACGUCUUCGACUCCGUCUGCCAACCCCUCGAAGCCUUCAAAGACGCUUCCCCCAACGCGGUCCGCAAUAUGCUGGACAACUUCGCCGCCCACCGCGACUGCAUCAUCCACAUCGUCGACACGGGCUUCGAGGACCUGAUCGAGGGAACCUCGCAGAUCGAAAACGACGCGCUGUACGGCCACGACAGCUCCUACACCUGCGAUAUCCUCCGCCCGGCGUAUCAAGCGUGUAGCCUCGAAAGUGGCCCCGGCAGCGACGCCCGCCGCAAAGAAAUCAUGAGCAAGCACAUCCAGCAAUGCCGCCUCUUCCCCAAGCUGUCCACCAUGGUCGAGCGCAACCACCGCAGCUUCGUGCGCGCGACGUUUGACGGCAUGAUCAGCGCUAUUACGCGCGAGCUGGAUAACUUUGUCCGCGAUCUGCAGCUCGUGGCUGUGGAGGAGGGCGAGGAGACGGAGGCGGGGCGGUAUCCGGAGUUUGCGCGCAGGCUGAGGGUUCGGCUGGUGCAGGCGGAUCGGGUGUUGGGGAAAUGUGCAGAGACGGCAAGGGAGCUUGGAGAGUUGGUUGAGGAGGGGGGGAGGGAUUAUUGAGGGAGCGUCGAGAGUUUUGUGAGUUUUGUAAAGAGGGGAUAUUAUACAGUGCGAUGAUGGAAUGGAUGAAGGGUUAUGAGGAUUAUCUGGCGUAAGGGGUGUAUAAGACAGCAUACAGUCCUCUUGUAUAUAGGGAAUGGACGCAUUGAUUGAGGUUUUAGGUAAUGAAGGAAU
This is a messenger RNA of Mytilinidion resinicola, 2690 nucleotides long. RefSeq lists its product as uncharacterized. NCBI's taxonomy places the organism in Eukaryota, Fungi, Ascomycota, Dothideomycetes, Mytilinidiales, Mytilinidiaceae. The record is from RefSeq and is a predicted model, not a curated record. Bases 99 to 2516 code for a protein of 805 amino acids. The transcript is spliced from 12 exons.